This is a messenger RNA of Dalotia coriaria, 4885 nucleotides long. RefSeq names its product Resistant to dieldrin (gene Rdl). The coding region runs from base 297 to 1781 and encodes 494 amino acids. Gene Ontology annotation, biological process: chemical synaptic transmission; regulation of membrane potential; nervous system process. Lineage: Eukaryota; Metazoa; Arthropoda; Insecta; Coleoptera; Staphylinidae. Gene Ontology annotation, cellular component: plasma membrane; neuron projection; synapse. The record is from RefSeq and is a predicted model, not a curated record. Gene Ontology annotation, molecular function: neurotransmitter receptor activity; extracellular ligand-gated monoatomic ion channel activity; GABA-A receptor activity. The transcript is spliced from 10 exons.
GAGACCACUCCUAGUGUCGGCGUCGAGCGCGACACAACACACAACGCCGGACGGAGCGACGACCGUGUGCCUGCUGGAGGCGGCCGCUGUGGAGUGCGUGCGUCCGACCGCGGGUGGUGCCGACCUGUGCGACGACACCGUGUGCGACGAGACCACCAGUGCUCACCGGCGCCGAUGAUGUCCACUCGGCUGCUAUGACGGGGUGCACACGCGCGCGACGGCACGUGUAGCUGCCCCCAGGCGAUGGGGCCCAGCCGGAGCGUGUGGCCAGCCGCGCUGCUGGUCCUCGCCCUACCAUGGGCCACUGCCGGGCCUGCAACGGGGGGCGGCAGUUUUCUGGGCGACGUGAACAUAUCCGCCAUCCUCGACUCCUUCAGCGUCAGCUACGACAAGAGAGUAAGACCCAACUACGGAGGUCAGCCCGUCGAGGUCGGGAUCACCAUGUACGUGCUGAGUAUCAGCUCCCUAUCCGAAGUGAAAAUGGCCCCCCCGUGGAGGUGGGAGUCACCAUGUAUGUGCUCAGUAUCAGCUCCGUCUCCGAGGUUCUUAUGGACUUCACGCUGGAUUUUUACUUUCGACAAUUCUGGACGGAUCCGCGGCUCGCGUUCCGCAAGCGGCUCGGCGUCGAGACGCUCUCCGUGGGCUCCGAAUUUAUCAAGAACAUCUGGGUCCCGGACACGUUCUUCGUCAAUGAGAAACAGUCGUACUUCCACAUUGCAACCACAUCAAACGAGUUCAUUCGAAUUCAUCACUCGGGAUCGAUUACGCGAAGUAUUCGAUUAACUAUAACAGCAUCCUGUCCCAUGAAUCUACAGUAUUUUCCCAUGGAUCGACAAUUAUGCCACAUAGAGAUAGAAAGUUUCGGGUAUACGAUGCGCGACAUUCGCUAUAAAUGGAACUCCGGCUCAAAGAGCGUCGGAAUUAGCAACGAGGUGGAGCUGCCGCAAUUCCGGGUGCUGGGCCACCGGCAGAGGGAGACCGUAAUUAACCUGACCACAGGAAACUACUCUCGUCUGGCGUGCGAGAUUCAAUUCGUGCGCUCCAUGGGCUACUACCUCAUUCAGAUUUACAUCCCGUCCGGCCUUAUCGUCAUUAUUUCGUGGGUGAGCUUCUGGCUGAAUCGGAAUGCGACGCCCGCGAGAGUCGCCCUCGGCGUCACCACCGUGCUCACGAUGACCACCUUGAUGUCUUCUACGAACGCCGCGCUACCGAAGAUCUCCUACGUCAAGUCGAUCGACGUCUAUCUGGGCACGUGCUUCGUGAUGGUGUUUGCCAGCCUUUUAGAAUACGCCACCGUCGGUUACAUGGCGAAACGAAUUCAAAUGCGCAAGAAUCGAUUCCUUGCCAUUCAAAAGAUCGCUGAACAGAAAAAGAUGGCCAUCGACGGCCCGGACGGUGAUCAUGCUCCCAAGCAAACAGUGAGUAAUCGUCCAAGACAAUUUUCCUACGAGGAGGUGCGCUUCAAAGUGAACGACCCGAAGGCACACAGCAAGGGCGGCACGCUGGAGAGCACGGUGAACGGCGGACGGGGCGGAGGUGGUGGCGGUGGCGGCGGCGGCCCGCCAGACGAGGAGGCGGCGCCGCCCAUUCCGCAGCACAUCAUCCAUCCCGGCAAGGACAUCAACAAGCUAUACGGCAUCACGCCGUCGGACAUUGACAAGUACUCGCGUAUCGUGUUCCCCGUGUGCUUCGUGUGCUUCAACCUCAUGUACUGGAUCAUCUACCUGCACAUCUCCGACGUGGUCGCCGACGAUCUGGUGCUGCUCGAGGAGGACAAGUAGAGAAGUCGCACCCCAAACAAAAAAAAAACAGCACCGCUUCUCUGCUCUGCUCUCCUUUCACAACAUCCCGGUCGGAAGCGAUUCACCCGCGUGCAUAUGCAGGGGGAGAGGGGCACGAAGCAGGACGGCGCGAACACCGAACGCGAACGCACUGAGAAAUGUAUUUGUGUCACAAUAAACACUCUUGUGAAGACGAAACAAGAUGGCGCACGACGCCAGCGCCACCAGCGAACACGGAAUUACAAUGAUAAUGAACAAAAAUUAACAAAGAAACGGUUCGCUCUCUCACUCUAAACGAAAAUAACGAGCAACAUCAACAUGCACAUAUACGACAUUAUACUGCGACUACUUAUUAUUAUUAUUAUACAACUAGCGUGUAAGUAGAACAGGAGAACAGGUGUGUGCGAAGUGCAGGCAACCAACGUGGCGCGUAGUUGAACACGAAACGUGCCGAGCGCGGCCGCCAUUUCGCGUGCGUUCAAUGAUAAGAACGCGGCGCGCGGCGCGAUACGCAGACGCCCACGCUCGGCGGCGAUAAUUAUAACUACUAGACUGCGUAGCUUCCUCGACAAGAGACGCGUUUGUACAUAGUAUACCCCUGACCAUAUUAUAUUCGCCUAAAUAUAAAACCAAAACAAAAAAAAAUACAUGAAAGUUAUAACCUAACAAAAAAAAAACGUAACACGAACAGCAGAGCAACCCGCGCAUGCGCCCAAGAACACGAUUUCAAUUGUUUUGUAAUACAUUUAUACGUUUCGAUUCUAUCAACGUCUCUCUGAAUAAAAAUGAAACAAAAGAAAACGCGAACGCGAGCGUAGGCUGCCAGGCGGGGACAGUGAGCAAACAAUAUUCUAACACGUAGUUCGUCGUCGAUGUUUUAAGGUUAGGUCGACCUCGGCGGGCGGGAAGUACGAUAUGCGUUGCGUUCGAAUCUUUGUAGAUAUUUCUACGUUCCUCUUUUAUACUCAAGUGAAUGCAAAAGAUACAUAUACCGUGACGAGAAGUUGCACUUUAAUAUUACACCCACACCGCCACCACACCGUUUUCACACUCUCGGACACUCUCUAUUACCCGACUGUAAGAUACGAACGGCAGCAACCCAACAUACACCCACACCGAGAAACACACUCAACACGCCCAACACUCGCCAACGAAACAAGUCUAGCAAAUUACAUAGUUGCACGCACAUUUGUCCUCGCACCGAGAUAAAGAAAAAAACGUACACACAGUUUCUUAUUAAUAACGUUUUUAUAGAUGGAGAUGUAAAAUGUCAAAAUUUCAAGAGUCCAACUCUGAUUGUUUACCGCAACCCAACAUACACUCGACACACAAAAGUAUAUAGAUAAAAAGAUCGCGUCGUUCAAAUAAAUGAAGAAAAUCUCAACCAAAUAUGCCAUAAAACGAUAAUAAAAAAACGUACUACACGAAAAAUGGUGGACAUUCGAACAAAAAAUGAAUUAUACGCUGACGAGUAUAUAAAACAUGUAAUAAGAGAAUACACGUAAUAUUAAAACCAAAAAAAAAAACGGCGAAACGAAAUUCUAAAGUGUAAUAUAAUUAUUACUUGUAAUUAUUAUUAUUAUGAUAAAAUUAAAGAUAUUAUAUUAUAUAUAUUAUACAUAAAAAAUUGAUGAUUGAUAAAACAAAGAAAUGAAGCGAAAUAGGCACACGCGCUCGUAGCCAAUAUUAUUAUACUCUAAUUAAAUUAAAAACCAAAAACCAGAGAGUGUAACAACAGCCGCGAAACAAACGACAAGCGAUUAACACUAGAAAAACGGAUCGAAAGAUAUAUAAAUGGGGUAAUAAACGGAUUGAAUAACUUAAUAGUUUCACUGACUGUACAUAACUUUUAGGAACACACAAAAACAGAAAAAAACAGAGAGAGAGGAGAACAAUUAUUAUGAUUACUAAUCAAAUAUAACAAAAAGAAAAAAGCAGAAGCAGAUGAAGAAGCGAACCGUAAUGUUGCGAACGAUGCAUGAGUAUAUAGGUUAUAAUAGUUUUGUAUUGUUUCGGGGCGUGGCCGGCGCGAUUCAAGGUCGGCAAGAUGGCGGGUGUCUCGUGGUGGCCAUCUUGCUGCGCUCGCUUCGCAACCCGCCACACACCGUUUAGUUAUAUAUAUAUAUACAUAUAUAUAUACAAAUAUAUAUGCGUCUAACUUCAUGCACUCUCACUCUUGAUGAAAUCAAAAUGGCGUUUCGUUUGUAUGCAGCACCUCCCUUCUACGAAAUAAGAUGCAAAAUGCAACCACACAUACACACAACCACACACCGAUAAACUUUUGUAACUUUUACGUUUCGAAUUUGAAUGUAAAACACACACCAAACACACACACACACAACACACGAACAUGAUUUCUUCAUCAUCCGAUAUAUAUGAUCGUACGACAAAAGUUUUAAAAGCGCCACCGCAACCAAACAUACAAACACAACGUGUACAUAUAAUGAAAACCAAUUGUAAUGCAUUGAAAUAGUCGAAGAUGAACAAAAAAGUAUUACGCAGUGUGUGUGUAUACUUACGUAAUGAAUAUUAACGAUGGCAAACUAUAUAAAAGUUGAUAACAAUGAGAACCACAGUACCGAUUUCAUUCGAACACAACAUACACACACACACACGACUAGCAACAAAUUCAACGACGACGACGCAACAAGAUGGCGGACAUUUAUUCGAAUUACAGAAAACAAAAAAAAAAGUAACUAAAUGAAUAAUUAAUGAUAAACGUUAUUAAUUAAACUGACUUGUAGCACAUUUGCACAGAGUAAGAGUCUGACGUUUUAAUAAGGAGCAAUAUUAAUUCAAGAAAUGAAAAAAAAAUACUACAUACAAGACGAUGAUGUUAUGAUAUAUACUUGAAACGCAAAAAACAAAACUGAAUUAAAUUCGUACUCAAACACACACAAGAUAUAUGAGAUGCUUAUGUAUUUGACAAAGCGGUUAUUCGAUUGCGUUUUGGUUCAUUGCUAUAUAUUAAGUUUGUUCGACGAUCUGAGAUUUUUAUUGACAUGUUUGUUUCGGUUACUCAUUGAUAUUGAUAUUAUUGAAAGUCUAUUACAAAUGAUAUGAAAAAUAUUACUGAUGAAUUAAAGAACAGAAAAGUAUGGAUA